Zootoca vivipara (common lizard) is the source of this 6640-nucleotide messenger RNA. The record is from RefSeq and is a predicted model, not a curated record. NCBI's taxonomy places the organism in Eukaryota, Metazoa, Chordata, Lepidosauria, Squamata, Lacertidae.
CUCCAUGGACCCGUCUGGAACGGAUUAAUCCACUUUCCAUUACUUUCAAUGGGAAAGUUCACUUCAGUUUAUGAACGCUUCAGUUUAAGUACUCCAUGGACCGUCUGGAACAGAUUAAUCCACUUUCCAUUACUUUCAAUGGGAAAGUUCACUUCAGUUUAUGAACGGUUCAGUUUAUGAACAGACUUCCGGAACCAAUUGUGUUCAUAAACCGAGGUACCACUGUAAAACAAGAGAAUACAGCUGUGGUUGCAGGCAAGGGUUAAUGCUCAGAGGGGGGGGGGAUAAUACAAUUUAGAGAAAACCUCCUACAUUUAAAAGGUAGGAUGAACUGCAAAGAGGGGAUUAGAGGUCUUUCCUCCUUUCUCUCUUUCCCCCUCCCCUUUUGCAUUUGAGUCUAGGCACUUAAAGUGCUUCCAGGUAGCCUUGAGCAUUGAUUCUGAUUUGUUUGCAGGAAGAUUUCUCAAUGUUGCCUACUUAACGAACAUUUAUUCUACAAGUUUGUUGUGCAAGACCUCCCAAUCAACGGUAAUGGCAUGACCCGAAUUUUCUGGUAUGUGAUUGAAUUCCCACCUGAAAACAGAAAGUUUAGAAAAGCCCUUAGUCUUGCCAUAACUAAUUUAAAUCAGUGGAUUGAAGUGCACCUAACUCACAGUGCAGUCCUGUGCAUGCUUACUCAGAAGUAAAUGCCACUAUGUUCAGUGGCACUUGCUACCAGGGACGUGCUUGGGGUGGGAAUCUUGGCAUAGGAUGGCAGUCUUAGGGUGUGUCCAUAUUAGUUGUGGCAUUGCAACAUUUCUUUGUCUUGUUAUCACUGUCAUGAAAGAAGGUAGCAGCAGGUGCCCAUUGAAGCGUGGACAGUUACAAAGCAUACAGUGGUUUCCCACACUGAGUGGGCAAUGCUAAAUAGUGUCCCUUUGGAAGUAUCCUUAUAUCAUCCCAUGGUUAUUUUCUCAGACGCAAGUCCUGCUCUUCCACCUAGAGUUGCAGCAUUAUGAUUUUCCAUCCCUUUGCUUUGAAGUCUGUCCCCUUGUUUAGGUUUCUAUUGUUUCAUCUAUUGUUGUUUUAUAUUAUUAUUGUGUAUGUAUAUGUGUGUGUGAAUGUACAUAUAAAUAGUCUCACCCCUCUAAAAAACAUUCAAGAAAGCUCCCUCACAGGGUUGUUGCGAUGGUAUUAAAUCAAAAUGAGGAGAACCAUGUUAAGUCCUCCUUGGAGAAAAGGCAGGAUGUAAAUGCAAUAAAUAAAGUAAGUGUUUAUAGGACUGCAGGCUUUGCAUUAAUACUGAUGUGGCAAUCCUAUACCUAACUUUCCCUAGGAUUAAGGCGACCUGGUAUAGUGGAUAAGAGCGUGGGACUGGGACCUGCGAGACCAGGGUUCAAAUCCUAUCCUACCUCGCAGGGUUGUUGUGGGGAUUUAAAUGAGGAAGGGGAUGUACAUCCCACCUCGAGCUCUUGGAGGCAUGGGAUGUUAGCGCAAAUAAAAUAGAAUAAAAUAAAAAUAAACUGGGAUUACUUCUAAGUGUACAUGUUUAAGACUGUGAGACAACUUCCCAUUGCUGACGAAACGGCGCACGGCGCGCGCGGAGGAGGCAUCAGAUUGUUGUUGCUCUUCUUUCCCCGGGCGGCUCACUCGAUUGGCUCACGGGACUUUUUGCUAGCCAAUAAAAUUUGGGCGGGGAAAAAACCAACCCGCCCCGUCAGGCGGGGCCUUAAGCGGCUCGCUCUCGUUCUCUCGGGAAACCUAUGACGUCAGCGGCGAGGGAGGCGGGCCGAAGCAGCUCUUCCCAAUUUGGCGCGCUUUCGAGCAACUCCAGAAGGGAGAUGGCUGGGGAGAGCCAGGAAGAAGCCAAAACGAAGUUUCCAUUUCCUUAUGUGCCAUACCCCAUUCAAGAAGAAUUCAUGGCUAAACUUUAUCAGGUCUUGGAGACUGGGAAGAUUGGCAUAUUUGAAAGCCCAACUGGCACAGGGAAAUCUUUGAGUCUCAUUUGUGGAGCCCUCUCGUGGCUCCGAGACUUUGAAGAGAAAAAGAGACAGGAAGAGGUCCGCCUGCUCGCAAAUGAAAGUAAUGAAAAGGGUGCAAAAGAACAGCCUGAGAAGGAAAGCCAGGCAUCGGCCGGGGAGCCCGACUGGAUCACCCAGUUUGUGCAGAAGAAAGAAGAACGGGAAAUGGCCCACAGGCUGAAGGAGGAGCAGGUCAGGAGGAAGAAGCGAGAAGAACGUCUGGAGCAAAUUCGCCACAACGUGCAGCUGAAAUACACUUCUAAAAGAAAGAGGAUGGAGGAGAAGGAGGCAGAGCAGUUACUCCACCUCAGUAAGGACAUGUUGUCUCACCCGGAUGAGUUGGGUACUUUGGAGCCGUUGGAUCAGAGUGAGGAAGAGCUGAUCCUUGCAGAGUACGAGAGCGAUGAGGAGAAGAAAGUGGGAAGUAGGUUAAGUGAAGAAGAAGAUGAUGAUGGAGAUAUAGAGGAGGAGCAUGUAACCAAGAUUUACUACUGCAGCCGAACACAUUCACAGCUGGCUCAGUUUAUACAUGAGGUUCAGAAGAGCCCUUUCGGCAAGGAGACGCGGCUGGUCUCCUUGGGGUCUAGGCAGAACCUCUGUGUGAAUGAGGAAGUGAGGCACCUGGGAGCCGCUCAGCUCAUCAACGACCGUUGUAUGGAGAUGCAGAAGAAUAAACAUGAGAAGAGUCUCACAGGAGAGGAGGCAGAGGGGAAGAAAAGGCGUGUGAGCCGAACGGUUUGUCCAUUUUACUCCUAUGAGCCCAUGCAGCUCCUUCGGGAUGAAGUUCUGGUUGAGGUGAAAGAUAUCGAGCAGCUGGUGACUCUGGGGAAGGGAAUGAAGGCCUGCCCGUAUUAUGGAAGCCGGUAUGCUAUCCCAGCUGCUCAGCUGGUGGUGUUGCCAUAUCAAAUGCUUCUGCAUGAAGCCACUAGAAGUGCGUCUGGGAUCAAGCUGAAGGAUCAGGUGGUGAUCAUUGACGAAGCCCACAAUCUGAUAGACACCCUCACCUGCAUCUACAGUGCCCAGGUUAGCGGUUCUCAGCUGUGCUGCGCCCAUUCCCAGCUCUUGCAGUACAUGGAGCGCUACAGGAAGCGCUUGAAAGCAAAGAACUUGAUGUACAUUAAGCAGAUUCUGUUUCUGCUGGAGAAGUUUGUGGCUGUUCUUGGAGGAAAGAUAGAUCAGAAUCCAAACACUCAGAGCAUUCCACAAGCAGGGGUGCAGUUGAAAUCUAUCAAUGACUUUCUGUUCCAUUGCCAGAUUGACAACAUCAACCUCUUCAAGGUUCAACACUACUGUGCGAAAAGCCUCAUCAGCAGGAAGCUCUUUGGCUUUAUGGAAAGGUACGGGGCGUCUGGAGCUCUGAAAACUCGGAAAGAAGACCAGAAGAUAUCCGGCUUGCAGAAUUUCCUGCAAACCUUGAACAAGAGGCAAGAGAAGGAAGGGACUCAACACAGCUCCCCUGAAGAGGCUGAGGCUGAGCAGCCAAAAAUGGCAUCUCCCCUAAUGCACAUUGAGGGGUUCCUGGCUGCGCUCACAAAUGCAAACCAAGAUGGAAGAGUCAUCCUCACCCGGCAAGGCACUUUAGCUCUGAGCAGCCUCAAGUUUCUUCUUCUGAAUCCAGCGGUGCACUUUGCCCAGGUGCUGAAGGAGUGUCGGGCCGUGGUCAUUGCUGGAGGCACCAUGCAGCCGGUGGCCGAUUUCCGGGAGCAGCUGCUUCUCUGUGCAGGUGUCUGUGCCGACAGGAUCGAGGAGUUCUCCUGCGGUCACGUGAUUCCCCCAGACAACAUUUUACCCAUCAUCCUCUGCAGCGGCCCAUCCAACCAGCAGCUGGAAUUCACCUAUGAGAAGCGAGGCCUACCUCAGAUGAUGGCAGAGGUGGGACGGAUUCUUUGCAACCUGUGCAACGUCGUCCCUGGGGGCGUGGUGUGCUUCUUCCCCUCUUACGAGUAUGAGAAGCAGGUUUAUACGCAUUGGGAGAAGACCGGGGUGCUUACCCAGCUGGCCUCUAAAAAGAAGAUAUUUCAGGAACCAAAGCGGGCGAACCAGGUGGAGCAGGUGUUGGCUGAAUAUGCCAAGUGCAUCAAGCGUUGCAGCCAAUCAGGAGGCCCCAUGACAGGAGCGCUGCUGUUCUCUGUAGUUGGUGGGAAAAUGAGCGAAGGAAUCAAUUUUUCCGAUGACCUGGGAAGGUGUGUGAUCAUGGUGGGCAUGCCUUACCCCAACAUCAAAUCUCCAGAACUUCAAGAGAAAAUGGCAUACCUUGACAAGACUAUGCCAAAAACUGCAGGCCAGGCACCAGGCAGAACUCUGAUUGAGAACUUGUGCAUGAAAGCGGUCAACCAGUCAAUAGGGAGAGCAAUUCGCCAUCAAAAGGACUUUGCCAGCAUUGUGCUCUUAGAUCACAGGUAUGCCCGCCCAGCUAUUUUCAACAAGCUACCUCAGUGGAUCAAGAGCAGGACUCAGACCAAACCUGUCUUUGGGCCAGCCUUUGCAGCACUAAGAAAGGUGAGUCCUAAUACCAGGCUCUGCUUAUUCCCACAACACACACACACACACACACACACACACACACACACACACACUGCAUGGAAUGAGAAUCUUGGCAUUGGUAAGCUACCAUGGCCUGCACUGGUUGGUUCAUGAGGGUGUGUGGAGCACCAGCUCACCAACAUCAUCAAAUGCCUGCCUUUUUUCUUAAAUCUAGUUAUAGACAUAACAUUUAAGGAAAUUUCGAAGCUAUUUGAAGGGGGGAAAUACUUUUUCCUCCAGUUUUCCCCACGUCAUUUUAUUUCUUGAUUUGGUGUAUUUCCAAGCAUAGACCAGGUUCCCCCUCCCCACAAUGGAAGAAGUGUGUAAGAAAGCAAGAUGAGUUAGAGGCUGUAUUGAGCAAAACUCUUGUCACCAUAUUGUAAGAGGGAUGUGCUUGGCAGAAUCCCAGGCUGCAUUCCUUGGCCUUGUUGUCCAGUUAAACGCAGAAGUGGUGCUACCAUCGCUUACAUUUUUGUCUUUUGAAUCUUCGAUCCAACAGAUUUGCAGCAGCAUGAAUUGGAUGGCAACAAUAUUAAUGUUGCUCAGUUCUUUCUCCCACUCUCAAGUUCUUUGAGGCCUAGUUAAGAGGGCAGAAACAGGCACCAGCUACGCCCAACGAGAAAGCACUGAAUCCUUCUCCCUUCUCUUGUGACAAUGGCAGUACCCUCCAAGAGGCAGAAAUACAUCUUCCACUUACAUUUGAGAGUACAGUGGUACCUCUGGUUACGAAUGCUUCAGGUUACGAGCUCCGCUAACCUGGAAGGAGCUGCUCCUGGUUGCGAACUUUGCCCCAGGAUGUGAAUGGAAAUCGCAUGCUGGAGGCCCCAUUAGCAAAAGGAUAAGCCUCAGGAUAAGAACGGACCUCCGGAACGAAUUAAGUUCGUAACCAGAGGUACCACCGUAUACAACUUGGUGCUUGCUUGUCCCUUGGUGUACAUGUUUUGUAAUGAUACUGUGCAUAGUUUUACAAAGAAAGUCUUCCUGUUAAUAUAUUUAGUCUCCUAAAAUGAUUUCUGAAACUCUUAACACCUGGUCUUAAACAUUUCUUUAUUGUUUGGAAAGAAAGUAUUUCGUAAUCCGUUUUUUUCCUUAAUUUUUUUUGGGGGGAACCCCCCCAAAAAGGCUUUGGGGACCCCCCUGAGUUUUUCCCUUCCCCCUAGGCUGUCACCUCUCUACAUCCAGUAAAUGGGGGUGGCACUGCCUAUCAGCUUCCUCCUGUGUCAGCUCAAUGUUGGCACUGUAGAAUGUAGCAGGAGAAAUGGUGGGGGCAAAGCUUGGAAUUAGUUGGUUCUGCCUCCCCCCUCCCCAGUUCCAGCAGUUGCUUAACACCUGCUCAUGGCUCAACUGUUGGAUUGUGCUCCUUGUUGAUUCUGGUGGUUCCACGCCUGAUGUAAUUUCCGUUUUGUGUUCUGCAGUUUCAUGUGGAGAAGAGAUCAAGUUGUGAGUCUUUACCCUUCAGAUAACGGAAAUGCUUGCAGCUGCCUCAUCCCUCUGUGUGAAGUAUGUUCAGUGUUUGUUUAUAUCAAUAUUGUUUUUGAAUUCCUCUCGAUAGCUAAAGCAUUCUUUCAAACCUCAUGCUCAAGGAGUUUUGUGUUGCCAAGCCUUUAGGCAUGUUGUACUAUGAGAUCAGGUUACAGAAACCAUGUGGGAGGAGAGGGGUGGUCUUCUAUUGGUGCUAGACCAAGAGUUGCUCUGUUCCUGAGGGUAAGUGAGCAGCUGUAUCCCUUGUUCAUUAGUUUCCCCCCCUUGCAUAUUUGCACCAGGGGUGGUUCUGGGCCCCUCUCUCUUGUCAUCUCUAUAGGAUAAGGGCUCCUAUACAUCUGGAUUUUCAUUAGUGGAAAUGAUGUGCUUUGUGCUUUGUCCUGGAUCUCAGAUGGGUGGGAGAGAAAACCCAAGCAGAGGUUUUGGAGAACUUUAGAGGUCUGUUUUAAAUAUCCUUUAAAGUGCGAGAAGCCAAAGCUUCUUUCCCCCUCCCCUCUGCUCAAAUGUGACAAACUACAAAGUGAAAGAGAGCAAACGUGUGUCAGGAGGACACUGACUGGGGUCACUUCAGCUUUUGAAGCUGUAAGCCUGGCUGAUGAGAAGUUUAAACUGAAUAAAUCCUUUCAGCAAGGGGG